GGAAAGAGAGCUCCUGAUUUCCUUUCAGGCAUAGCUUCCUCCAAAGGCAACAACAAUCAAUCAUGUCUGAUCAGCAAAAGCCCACAGAUCAGCAAGAUCCCACAUCCCAGAGGCUCCCUGAACCAACUCAAACAUCAAAGCAAGUCGUUAGGCUGAUAACAGCAACAACUAUAGGUGCUGCGUUGCUUGGAUUAUCUGCAUUGAUCUUAACCGGGACGGUGCUGGCCCUGAUCCUGGCCACCCCAGUUCUGGUUAUUUUUAGCCCAAUUCUUGUCCCAGCUGCUGCAUUGCUUUUCUUAUUCACUGUGGGAUUCUUGUUUUCUGGUGGCUGUUGUGUGGCUGCAAUAGCUGCUCUGACAUGGAUAUACAAGUAUGUGGCUAGAAAUAAUUCUCCUCGCUCGGACCAGCUUCAGCUUGAUCAUGGCAGGAUGAAGAUUGCAAGCCCAGCUACCGACAAUGCUGAAGGCUGAAAACUAUAGCCAAGAAGUGUCAUAAAUAGAUCAAUGUGGAGGUUCUAGUUAUGCAAUGCAUGUGUUGGUUGGUCAGAUUUUGCCUGUAUCGUAUGACGGUGCAGGUUUUGCUUCCAAAAUCUUCCAUCCAUCCCAAAUAAGCAGAGUGUGGGUUGUUGCUAGUCAUUCAAUCUUGCAUUUUUAUGGUAUUAUGUUGUGUUCUGAUCUAUCUUAACUUUGAAAUUAGGCCAUGCCCAGGGGCCAUGUGGUUUGUGAUUGUGUGACCCGUGGUGUUUUCGUC
Coffea eugenioides is the source of this 750-nucleotide messenger RNA. Its product is annotated as oleosin 1-like. The transcript has a single exon. The record is from RefSeq and is a predicted model, not a curated record. Gene Ontology annotation, cellular component: membrane; monolayer-surrounded lipid storage body. Gene Ontology annotation, biological process: lipid storage. Bases 63 to 470 code for a protein of 135 amino acids. NCBI's taxonomy places the organism in Eukaryota, Viridiplantae, Streptophyta, Magnoliopsida, Gentianales, Rubiaceae.